GCUGCAGCCUUCGGGUCUCCUGUCUUUAUGCUGGGAGGAUACGCUGGUAGUCAAGUCAAUGAAACAGCAGUGACGUAUGAGAAAGGGAAAACGAUAGUGUGUUUGGGAAAUCAGACACAAAGUACUCAAAAGAUGGAGCGUGAACUCUGACGGAGACGCACAGAUUUUCACUGAGGACUUAAACUCACCUGACUGAACUGUGACUCGGACAUAGGGAAACCUGGAAACAGAACCAGAAGACAUUUCCAAGAGCGAUUGAGAUUAACCUCUUCCAAAGCCCAGCCAGGCCAUGCUCACGCCAUGACCACUACAAUGGUUCAGUCUGUAAUGUGGACAGUCCUGAUGCAUAUUUUCCUGGUGUCCCAUGGUGCUCAGUGUUUGUGGCCAGAGGAGGGAGCCUCUCUCCAUUCAGGUGCCUUGGACCUCCCAUGGCAGGAUGAGCUGUGCUGUGACUCACCUUCAGCCCACCUCACUGCGGAGGGAGAUGAUACGCACGCAAACCGUUCUGAAUCAAACCUCCCACACUAUAACCGCUGCAACUUCAGGGGCUCGAAAACCGGAUCACAUCCUCAUGAGCCCUCUGCCGGCACCUGUUUGGACAUACUGUGCAGAAUUGAUGAAAACUGGGAAAAUUUCACUUGUGACGUUCAGUCUCAUGGUCCACCAUCAACCACACUGAAUGCUGGUCUUAUUGCAGUUCGCUUACUGCGUCUGUUGUCCCACAAAGAAGACACAGAGGUGAACGAUGGAAAUACUGCAUCUGAUAAUCCUGUUGUCUGUGAAGCGGUGGAUUCCUUCACGUGUUCAGUCGCUCUUGACGCUACAUCAUCCUUUGUCACCUUGGUAACUGUCAGCAUCUCCAACGCUGUAGCUCCGCCAGUCCUGCUCAGAAUUCCUGCCCGACCUGUGAAACCAAGUCCUCCAGUAAACCUGUCACACAUCCAGACCAUUGAGGCUGAGCUGAUUUUACACUGGGACGACCCAUUUGACUUUGAUACUGGCCCGCUGAGAUAUGAGGUCCGAUACUCCUCCAACACCACUCAUCCAGCCUGGCAGGUAGUUUCUGCACCUGGAGAGCCCAGGUUGUCUCUGGAUCUGAAGCCCAGAUUGAACUACACCAUCCAGGUUCGUGCCUCCAGCCUGAACAAGCCUUCAGUGUGGAGCGACUGGAGUGAACCUCACCACAUCUACCUGGACACGGUGAGCUACAUCCCUGAGAAAGUGGUGGCACGACCGGGAGAGAAUGUAACCGUGUACUGUGUGUUCAACGAUCACAACAUCAACGCCAGCACAGCCAUGUGGAUGCUCAACUUCCAACAGCGGCUUCAUCACAGCCAGUACCACCCAGUCAACCAAUGGGUCAGCCAGAUCACAGUGCGUCCCUCAGAGACUCGGAUGUAUGACCUACUGCAGUGCACUCAGGAGUGGACCAUCCCAUACAGCCAGAUCUAUGUAGAAGGAGCUUCCAUCGAUAUAAACUGCGAAACUAACGGUGAUAUCGACGCUAUGGACUGUAGCUGGAAGAACACACAGUGGACUAAACCCAAAUUCAGAUCCAGGUGGGCUGACCUGCCGUGUGAUGUGAUGGAGGAGAGGGAGAGAGCGGGUGAGAGAGUGGGGGAGAUGGGGCCUUGCCUACAGGUGCCAUCCAGGCUGAAGACCUGCACUAUUCAGCCUCUGAGGAUGAACUGCUACAAGCUGUGGUUAGAAGUACCAUCCCGACUGGGCCCUAUCAGGUCUAAACCCAUCUACCUGUCGCCUAUAGAUCAUGUGAAACCCCACACACCCACUAACGUGAAGGCAGUGAGCCGAAGCAGUGGGGUCCUGAUGGUCACAUGGGAGCCUCCGUCCCUGCCAGUCGAGGGGCUCCAGUGUCAGUUUCGGUACCUCUCAGCAUCUGCUGUGAGAGCCCAGCCAGAGUGGAAGGUGCAGAGUCCAGUGCGGGUGCCAUGGGCAGAGGUCGCAGUGUCGGACAUGUGCCGGAUGUAUGUGGUACAAGUACGCUGCAUGCACACCAACGGCACCGGCUACUGGAGCGAAUGGAGCGAAUCGGUCUACUCCACACCUCAGAACAGCAGAGCUCCAGAGCGUGGUCCAGAUUUCUGGAGAAUUCUUCAAGAUGAUCCAUUCAGAAACCAGACUAAUGUCACUCUUUUAUUUGAGCAUCUCCAAAUAUCAGGGCACUCUUACUGUGUGGAUGGAUUUAUAGUCCAUCGCCAGGCCUUGAGUGGCUCAGUGACGAGGGAGAAGAUCGAGCUGGUGUCUUCUUACAGCUUUGAGUGGAACCAGCUGCUCCAAACUGUGACUGUGGAGGCCUACAAUAGUCUGGGCAGCUCUACUAACAACAUCAACAUGACGCUGGAGAGACAGCCCAAACGCCGCUCUGUGCGUUCAUUCAGUGUGUUGGCUAUCAACAGCACAUGUGUCUCCCUGUCCUGGAGUCUGUUGGACAACAGCUCUGUGCCUCUGUCCAUGGUGGUCCAGUGGUCUCCACAGAGGCAACAGGACUCUGAUCAUCAACAAGGCCAGAGUGGAGAAACAUGGGCCAGGCUGCCUUACACUGACCGUCCCAUCUAUCUAAGAGGUGAUUUCUUUGGCUCUGAGGAGUGUGGCUUCUACUUGUACCCUGUGUUUGCUGAUGGAGAAGGGGAGCCAAUAUAUGCCAGAGCCACCAGAGGAGACCCUGCAGCCUACAUGCUGCUGAUGAUCAUCUCCUUCCUCUCUAUCGUCCUGUUUGUCACCCUGGUCCUCUCCCAAAACCAGAUGAAAAGGUUUGUGUGGAAGGAUGUGCCUGACCCAAACAAGUGCUCCUGGGCCAAAGGACUAGACUUCGAAAAGGCUGACACCUUUGACCACCUGUUCCGACUUCCUGAAGGCCUGCCAGCCUGGCCGCUGCUCCUACCCUCUGAGAACCUUUCCAAAGUUGUUAUAGUGAACAAGGCUGAUCUCUCAGUUCUGACUACAGCUUUAGUCCAAGACCCACUUGUGUCCCUAACUCCUGCACCAGCCACUUCCUUAUCUAGCUCCUUGCUUCCAGUGUUUGAUCCAGAGGUUGACCAAGCCCAACCAAUGGAGAGUGAGGCGCUCCUAGGUGGAACUCCUUCCUUUGUUCUGGAUGCAUUAACCAGUUCGAGUCAAAGAAUAGAUCAGUUACAGCUAGUUGACCCCCCAGCAGACCAGCCCCCAGGCAGUACUGACAGCUCCGCCCAGUCUUCAGUCACAUACGCCACUGUCCUGCUCUCUGAUCCGAAGCCAGAGCAGCAACACAUUCAUAUCAACUACAAGGAUGGUAGUGGCAGCAGCUCCAGUGAUGAAGGCAAUUUCUCUGCCAACAACUCAGACAUUUCUGGAUCUUUCCCCGGUGGCCUGUGGGAGCUUGACGACCCGCGGCGCUCCUGCUCCUACAACUCGGUGGAGGAACUUUCUGAAACAUCAGAGCAUGAAGACAAAGAGGAGGAGGUGAGAGAAGAGAAGAACUUGUAUUAUCUAGGAAUGGACUAUCCAGUGGAGGAUGAGGAAAGCGAGGAAGACGAGGAGCAGAGAGAAGAGGAGACAAAAAUUGAGCUGCUUAAAAAUGUAGUUUUUAACAGAGAGGACUGUUCCGUGGAGUCGCACCCUUUGCUUGGCCCUGAGGACACGAGUGAGCUGUUGUCAGCGGCAACGCAUGGCUUUUCUCCGCAAUAUCUGCCUCAGUUCAGAACUGCUCAGUGCACGAGGCAACUCACAACAGAGUCACCUGUCAGCCGUGACUUUCACACAGACUGAAAUGAGAAAUUAAAUUAAAAUGUGCACUGUUGUGUUGUGGACUAUGAGUCAAUGUUUACCAAAGCAGAUUUGCAUAUGUUCCUUCAGACAUAGUGUGGAGUUGGAAAAAGUACCUUGACCCAUGUAUGAUUGCAAAUUGAUAUUGAUCAAUGCUGCUAUUGUGUUCUGUGGGAAAAGAUGCCAGGGGCACAAGCUUUGUUUAUAGGGAUUUCUUUCUUUAUGGGGCUUUAAAACCCAGUCUGUGCCACACUGCACCUCUGCAGUCCGUUACGUUAUGGUAAUGCUGUGUGUGCCUACAUUCACUCAUUUGCUCCCACCAUAAUGUAGAAAACAAGUUGUCUUUCAUUCUAUUUUGAAUUGUUUCAGCUACAUUUUUUGUGAGACAUGAAAGAGGUUCAAAGAGAAUAAAUAAAACAGAAAGCGAGAGAGAAAAUGUGCACAGUUUUGGUUUCCCCAGAGCAUGUUAGACUGUGAAGUGAAGGCAAAUCUUGGAUGUCCCUUCAAAACUACUGGUGUGACUAAGUUAAACCAGUUAAUGGGGAAAGCAGAUGUACUCUGCCAACUACAUCUGCUUUCAUCAUUAUCUGGUCUAUAGUAAUGGCAGAUGAUUUUUGGACAGAGAAUUUACUGAAUUUGUAGGCAGCUUGUGCAACAACAUCUGCAUGGACUAACUCAUCCACCAGCCCAAAAAGAAUGUCUUUUUGUGCUUGGUGCUAUAAUGUAUUUGAGACUCUGUUGCAGUUUUUGAGAAAUUUUAUAUCUGUCUUCUGUGUGUGGCCAUUAACAUGAACACCUGCUGUCUGGUGUAAAUUACAGACAAAUGAAUGUAUAUUUGAAACCAGAGGAAGACAGAAAUUGAAUGUUAUGUAAACAUUGAAACUUGGUUGACAGAAAUUGUUGUGUAUAUUGAGAUAUAUUGUCUAUUUUUCAUGGUGAAAAUAAAGUGUUUAUUGUGAGUGUG
Messenger RNA from Micropterus salmoides (largemouth bass), 4726 nucleotides. It is a transcript of the gene lepr, whose product is annotated as leptin receptor. The record is from RefSeq and is a predicted model, not a curated record. Lineage: Eukaryota; Metazoa; Chordata; Actinopteri; Centrarchiformes; Centrarchidae. Gene Ontology annotation, molecular function: protein binding; cytokine receptor activity. The transcript has 21 exons. Gene Ontology annotation, cellular component: external side of plasma membrane. Gene Ontology annotation, biological process: immunoglobulin mediated immune response; cytokine-mediated signaling pathway. The coding region runs from base 301 to 3765 and encodes 1154 amino acids.